Messenger RNA from Brassica napus (rape), 967 nucleotides. RefSeq names its product 60S ribosomal protein L2, mitochondrial-like. The transcript is spliced from 3 exons. Gene Ontology annotation, biological process: cytoplasmic translation. Gene Ontology annotation, molecular function: RNA binding; structural constituent of ribosome. Bases 136 to 774 code for a protein of 212 amino acids. Gene Ontology annotation, cellular component: ribosome. The record is from RefSeq and is a predicted model, not a curated record. Lineage: Eukaryota; Viridiplantae; Streptophyta; Magnoliopsida; Brassicales; Brassicaceae.
UAUGGUUUAGUAACCUAAACCCUUUAGUUUCACAUCCUCUUCGAUCAGAGCCGCGCCUUCUCAGAUUACUCGGAAUCAAACUUCUUCGAUUUCCCAUAUCUCUCAGAUUGGAGCUAUAGGAGCAAGUCAAUCCCAAUGUCGGCCCUUGUGGCGCUAUGCAGAGCUCGAGCUGCUUCCUCUUUGUUCAGCAGCCUUGUUCGUCCAGCAUUUCGCAGUCUCUCAACAGGUUUUGGUGAUGUGCAGAACAAAACACUUGUGGCAGAAAUGGAAGAAAAGAUGCUCCACAUGGACAUCAACUCAAUGAUAGGAAGUUCCAUGCCACUAGGAAUGAUGCGCAUAGGAACAAUCAUCCACAACAUCGAGAUGAACCCCGGGCAAGGUGCUAAGCUAGUCCGAGCUGCAGGAACAAACGCCAAGAUCCUAAAGGAGCCUGCUUCAGGGAAGUGCUUGAUCAAGCUUCCAUCAGGGGACACCAGGUGGAUCAACGCCAGAUGCCGUGCUACGAUUGGUACAGUGUCGAACCCGUCUCAUGGAGUGAAGAAGCUGUAUAAAGCAGGACAGAGCAGGUGGCUGGGGAUAAGACCCAAAGUGAGAGGUGUGGCGAUGAAUCCUUGUGAUCAUCCACACGGUGGUGGUGAAGGGAAGAGCAAGAGUAGUGGAAGCAGAGGAAGGACAUCGGUUAGCCCUUGGGGGAAACCGUGCAAAGGAGGUUACAAGUCAGCUAGUGUCAAGAAGAAGAAGAAGAGAUUGGCAGCUAGAGAAGCCAAGAUGUGAUUCAUAUGAUGAAAUGAAGUUAACUCUCAGGAUUGUUUUAAUGACAUUGUUGAAUCUGUGAGAGUUUUAAUUUUAAGCUUAAUAAAAUCAGAACAAUCGUUGAUCCGUUAUGGAUGAAGAUGGUUUAUGAAAUUCUGAAUGUUGUUAUGUGUUUUCUUUUUCUUUAAAUUGAAAUCAAACGGUUUUCUUUCAA